AUGGCCAAGCUAGCAGUUCUGAUCCUCCUCAUUGCCGUCGCCACCGCCUCGGCCUACAGCUACAGGGGCGACGAGUGCGAGCGCGAGGUGGAGCAGAAGAUGCCGAUGACGAGCUGCAUGAGGUGGGCGGAGAGCAAGAUGAGGAGCGGGCCAUACCGUCGCCGCGGCGGGGAGGAGGAGGAGCAUUUGGAGGAGUGUUGCUCGGAGCUGAGGCGGGUGAGCUCGCAGUGCCGGUGCGGGGCAGUGAAGGAGAUGAUGAUGGAGAUGCCGCAGCAGGUGGAGAUGCAGAGGAUGAUGUGCUCCCUCCCCACCAUGUGCCGGAUGAGCCCCUGCGCCUGCCCCCGCUUCUUCGACUGA
Salvia splendens (bonfire salvia) is the source of this 357-nucleotide messenger RNA. RefSeq names its product 2S sulfur-rich seed storage protein 1. The transcript has a single exon. The record is from RefSeq and is a predicted model, not a curated record. The coding region runs from base 1 to 357 and encodes 118 amino acids. NCBI's taxonomy places the organism in Eukaryota, Viridiplantae, Streptophyta, Magnoliopsida, Lamiales, Lamiaceae.